UGGUUUUGUGCGUUUUGUGUCAGAAUCAGAAACCACAUAGCGUUUGGUCAAGUAUGGCUUCUCAGAUCCUCAGACGAACACUCGGAAGCCGCUAUUUCGCAAAUCAAAGACCCUUCUCUUCCGUUUCCACUCCGAUCCGCGCCACUCUUUUCCCCGGCGAUGGCAUCGGUCCCGAGAUCGCCGAAUCUGUCAAACAGAUAUUCCAAGCUGCCGAAGCACCAAUAGAAUGGGAAGAGCAUUAUGUAGGGACGGAAGUCGACCCCAGAACACAGAGUUUUCUGACAUGGGAAAGUUUAGAAUCAGUUAGGCGGAAUAGGGUUGGCUUGAAAGGGCCAAUGGCCACCCCUAUUGGAAAAGGGCAUCGUUCACUAAACCUUACUCUAAGAAAAGAACUUAAUUUAUAUGCCAAUGUUCGACCUUGCUACAGCCUUUCUGGAUACAAAACUCGAUAUGAUAAUGUCGAUCUCAUCACAAUCCGUGAAAAUACAGAAGGAGAGUAUAGUGGACUUGAACAUCAGGUUGUGAGGGGUGUAGUAGAAAGUAUCAAAAUCAUUACACGUCAAGCAAGUAUAAGGGUGGCUGAGUAUGCUUUUCACUAUGCCAAGGCACAUGGAAGAAAGAGGGUGUCUGCUAUACACAAAGCCAACAUUAUGCAAAAGACUGAUGGUCUUUUCCUCAAGUGUUGCCGUGAGGUUGCAGAGAAAUAUCCUGAGAUAACGUAUGAGGAAGUUGUCAUUGACAAUUGCUGCAUGAUGCUUGUGAAGAAUCCUGCGCUUUUUGAUGUAUUGGUGAUGCCUAAUCUUUAUGGUGAUAUAAUCAGCGACCUCUGUGCUGGCUUGAUUGGGGGAUUGGGCUUGACACCAAGGUUUUUCUCCUUUUCUUUUGAACUUUGGGCAAAGAAGUCUAGAAGUCAGUUAUAUCAUCUGACACCAUUUUAUACACUUUGCAGCUGCAACAUUGGCGAGGGAGGUAUUGCACUUGCUGAGGCUGUACAUGGUUCAGCACCUGAUAUUGCUGGAAAGAAUUUGGCAAAUCCAACAGCUUUGCUGCUGAGUUCUGUCUCAAUGUUGCGACAUUUGGAUCUCCAUGACAAAGCGGAUCGGAUUCAAAAUGCCAUCCUCGACACAAUUGCAGAAGGGAAGUACCGAACUGCUGAUCUUGGUGGCACUUCAAAGACAACUGAAUUCACAAAAGCAAUUAUUGACCAUCUCUGAUUUUUUGCUUUGAAGUCAGCAAGAAAUUGUUAAUUAUGAUUUUGUUUCAGUCAGUUUCCUUCUAUUUCCCCAAAUUUUCUGGAAAAUUAGUAUUACCUCAGUUUAAUGGGAGCAUCUACUUAUUGCUACAAUACAAUCAAAGAUAAGCAAUAGACAAGCAUUCAAAUAUUCUUGUCCACUGCUGUCUGAUGGCAUUGGGAAGGGGCCCUUCAAAAUGCACAUUGAUUGCUAACCCUUGCUAGUCCAUUUUAGCAUUCAUUGUCAAUAAUAUACUUAAUUCCUUUGUGAUCAUUACCCUUAUUUUAUUUUGGUAUUGUUAUCACCUUAUUUAUUUGUGCAAGUUGUUUGCUUGCUCGAAUUUUGCAAAAUUCUUUUUGGUAAGAAUUGCCACUUGUUUAUUAUGUUCCUAAGGGACAAAGUUGUUAAGUGAUUCCCAUUUAAUCAUGUCA
Messenger RNA from Trifolium pratense (red clover), 1663 nucleotides. Its product is annotated as isocitrate dehydrogenase [NAD] catalytic subunit 5, mitochondrial-like. The transcript is spliced from 6 exons. Gene Ontology annotation, cellular component: mitochondrion. The record is from RefSeq and is a predicted model, not a curated record. Lineage: Eukaryota; Viridiplantae; Streptophyta; Magnoliopsida; Fabales; Fabaceae. Bases 54 to 1214 code for a protein of 386 amino acids. Gene Ontology annotation, biological process: isocitrate metabolic process; tricarboxylic acid cycle. Gene Ontology annotation, molecular function: isocitrate dehydrogenase (NAD+) activity; NAD binding; magnesium ion binding.